Mus pahari (shrew mouse) is the source of this 1324-nucleotide messenger RNA. It is a transcript of the gene Spatc1l, whose product is annotated as spermatogenesis and centriole associated 1 like. The coding region runs from base 95 to 1123 and encodes 342 amino acids. The transcript is spliced from 4 exons. NCBI's taxonomy places the organism in Eukaryota, Metazoa, Chordata, Mammalia, Rodentia, Muridae. The record is from RefSeq and is a predicted model, not a curated record.
GAACUCCGUGGCCUUAGGCUGUUUCUGUGGGGUCUUCGGGCUCUGUAUUUCCAUCUCUAUGGGGCCACAGGCCCACGUGUGAGCACCUGACACCAUGGCAGAGGGUAGCGAACUGAUGAGCAGGCUCAUGAGUGAGAACGCAGACCUGAAGAAGCAGGUGCGCCUCCUGAAGGAGAACCAGAUGCUGAAGAGACUGCUCAGCGAGAGUUGCCAGGAGAGCUGUGGUCGAGGGAGCCGGGACCUACUCUAUCCCAAGGUCCCUACCUACCCUGAGGCCUGCUCCCCAGGGAAUGGAGGUCCAGAGUUUGGAAGGUUUGCCGGUGUCCCUGACACGCCCUCCCAGCUACCGACAUCUUCCCUGGAGGACCUACUAUGCUCACAUGCCCCACUCUCCAGUGAGGACGAAGCCUCCCCAGGCUGUGCAAGCACUUCUCAGAUCCCUUUCAAGUCCUUCCUCAGCCCUUCGGAGCUACACGCACGAAUUGUCGACAGGAAGCUGUCUCCACUCCUGAGUCCCUUGCAGGACUCCCUGGCUGACAAAACCCUGCUUGAGCCCAGGGAAAUCUCUCGACCUAAGAAGGUGUGCUUCUCGGAGAGUAACCUCCCCACUGGGGAUAGGAGCAGGAGGACCUAUUACCUCAAUGAGAUCCAGAGUUUUUCGGGUGCUGAGAAGGAUGGCCGAAUCGUUGGGGAGAUCGCGUUCCAGCUUGACCGGCGUAUCCUGGCCUAUGUGUUCCCAGGGGUGACUCGCCUCUACGGUUUCACAGUGUCCAACAUCCCCGAGAAGAUCAAGCAGACGUCUAUCAAGUCCCUAGACGGCUCUGUGGAUGAGAAGAAGCUGCGUGAGCUGACACAUCGCUAUCUGACUCUGACGGCACGGCUGGAGAAGCUGGGCUACAGCCGCGAAGUACAUCCGGUGUUUAGUGAGUUUCUCAUCAAUACCUAUGGCAUCCUGAAGCAGCGUCCAGACUUGCGGGCCAACCCACUGCACAGCAGCCCGAAUGCCCUGCGCAAACUAGUCAUUGACAUUGUGCCGCCCAAGUUCCUGGGUGACUCCCUGCUACUGCUGAAUUGCCUGUGUGAACUUUCCAAGGAGGACAGUAAACCACUCUUUGCCUGGUGAGCCGCUCGCCUCACCCUUCCGGCAAUAAAUGUGUUUGUUCCAAACCCGGGGGCCACCCGCGUUCUCCCGCAUGGAAAGCUGUCUGCCCAGCUACAGUGGGGAGAGGCCUCCUCCACGUCUGCGCUUGCCCAGGGCAUCCAGCCGCCCGGGCUGCGCACAGCCAAUGGGCACCUGUUGCCUUAUUAAAAGCUUAUUUAUUUG